Molecule: messenger RNA, 363 nt
Organism: Chironomus riparius
Lineage: Eukaryota; Metazoa; Arthropoda; Insecta; Diptera; Chironomidae
Source: the annotation of a GenBank genome assembly
AUGAUAUUUACUGGUAACAAUGCAAAACGACGUUACCAAAAAGACAAUGGACAGAGUAACAGUCAGAGAAGGAAAAACACAAAUUCUGAAGGACGUAACAGAAUUCCAUCAGCACAAAGAAUGCCAAGAGAGAAUUCAAGAGAUUCAAUAUGCAGCAGUUCAUACUUACUUUCCCAUUCCUCAUCACUAUCACCAUCAGCUUCGUCUAAUUACUAUUCUACACCAAGGUCGAGUAAUAGUUCAUCUUAUAUGACAAUUCCUGAAUUAGAAGAACCGAAACAUGAUUUUUAUGUGCAAAAAACCCGAGCGAGGGAUAUCACAAAACGCCGAGGUGCUAUUAAACUCAUCCAGCGACUCACGUAA